AUGCCUACCGAAUUCAUAUCUGUUGCGUUCCCUAACGCUUCAACCGAAUUGGAGCCUAUCCCAGGUGCAGCCAUCGAUCCAGACUUCCUCAAGCGUUACUCCCAAAACCUUGACGACUAUGGAUUCAACUACACACUCCAACCCUAUGACUCCUCCUACUUUGACCCCUUCACCACGGGUGCUACCAUUGCCUCCUUCACCAAGAACCUCAAGGUGAUCAUCGCACUCCGCCCCAACACAGUCUACCCAACCGUAGCCGCAAAGUCUCUAGCAACCCUUGACCAGCUCUCCAAAGGGCGCGCGGUUGUGCACUUCAUCGCCGGUGGUAGCGACGUCGAGCAAGCCAGAGAAGGCGACUUCCUCUCCAAAGACGAGCGCUAUGCACGCCUCGAAGAGUAUAUCAAGAUCCUCAAGCGCGCAUGGGAGUCGCCCGAGCCGUUCGAUUGGGAGGGCAAGUACUACCAGUUCAAGCAGUUCAGCAACCGCGUCAGGCCCGUCAAUGGGAAGAGCAUUCCCAUUUCUGUAGGCGGGAGCAGCGACGAAGCGUACCGCGUUGGCGGCUCGCUGGCUGACAUCUUCGGGCUGUGGGGCGAGCCGCUGAAGGAGACGAAGCAGCAGAUUGACAGGAUCUACGCCGAGGCAGAGAAGGCCGGGCGCACGGAUAGACCGAGGAUCUGGGUUACGUUCAGGCCGAUUGUGGCGGAGACGGAGGAGCUGGCUUGGAACAAGGCGCAUCGCACGCUAGAUACGCUGCAGACGCACCGUGAGGCCGGUCUAGGCAAGGUCCCUGCCAAUGCACAAGCGCCGCAGAACGUCGGCAGCCAGAGGCUUCUGGACAUUGCGAAGAAGGGCGAGGUGCAGGAUAGGGCGCUGUGGUAUCCCACCGUCACGGCCACGAACGCGAGGGGCGCUUCGACGGCGCUGGUGGGCAGCUACCAGACCGUCAUCGAUUCCAUCUUGGACUACGUCGAUCUCGGCUGCGAACUCAUCUCCAUCCGCGGCUACGACAACCUCAACGACGCGAUCGACUACGGGAGGUACAUCCUGCCGGGCGUGAGGAAGGGAUUGGAGGAGAGAGAAGGCGCUCAGCAGAACGGCAACGGGAUUGUGGACAAGGUCGCCGAGGCGGUGGAGAGCGUCACUGUUCGCGAUGGCUAG
Ascochyta rabiei is the source of this 1158-nucleotide messenger RNA. RefSeq names its product Alkanesulfonate monooxygenase. The record is from RefSeq and is a predicted model, not a curated record. Bases 1 to 1158 code for a protein of 385 amino acids. Lineage: Eukaryota; Fungi; Ascomycota; Dothideomycetes; Pleosporales; Didymellaceae. Gene Ontology annotation, molecular function: oxidoreductase activity, acting on paired donors, with incorporation or reduction of molecular oxygen. The transcript has a single exon.